Messenger RNA from Acipenser ruthenus (sterlet), 1864 nucleotides. Its product is annotated as lysosomal amino acid transporter 1 homolog. The coding region runs from base 410 to 1339 and encodes 309 amino acids. NCBI's taxonomy places the organism in Eukaryota, Metazoa, Chordata, Actinopteri, Acipenseriformes, Acipenseridae. The transcript has 8 exons. The record is from RefSeq and is a predicted model, not a curated record.
UGACAGUUCGGUAAUAACAAAGAGUAUUCGGUCCUUCCAGCGGUAGAUGGUGCUGUUUCUAUUGAACAGCACUUUGAAGCAUCAACUGUAUGGAGAAGCGGAUGAGGUGGAGGCAAAACGUUUUAUAUUGUUCGCGUAGUAAAUAUACAAAGUGCUACUUUUUUAUUAGUGACAAAUUACAAAAACAUCAGUAUCAACAGGAAUGGGAUGUUGCUGUGGAGAAAUACGAACAAACCCGGGUCAAGACUUCUGUGGAAGGCCAGUGAAAUGACAGAAGAGUGUUUGCCUCUGCUUGCAUGCUGAGGUUUGAUAAGAACAAGAAGUACUGUCAUCAAGGGGGGUUUAGAGCAAACAGGACAUUGCCUGGUAAAGAAAGCAUAUCUAUAUACUGUGUCCACAAAGUGGAAAAAUGGCUGAUCUGCACUUCAGUUCCAAGCUCCCGUCACAUGUCUACAACGUCACUCCAAUGGUGGGGGAGCAUCUGUGUUUGAAUGGCACUCUGUGGAUUAUGUACCUGUUGGAGGAGUGUGUGGACAAUGUGUGGGAGUAUUGCAGUGUUGUCAUUGGACUCAUCUCCAUGGUCUCUUUUCUCUUUGCUUCCUUGCCACAGCUCUAUGUAGCCUACAGAAAUGGGAGAGUGGACCAGGCUCUUUCUCUGGCGUUCCUGUUGUUUUUACUUGGCGGCGACCUCAAUAACUUUGUUGGGUGCUAUCUAACCAAUCAGCUGCCAGUUCAGCUUGUUACUGCAAUCUUUUACGUCUGCAUGGAUAUAAUUAUGAUCUCCCAGUUUCUUUAUUAUAAACUACAGAAUCGGAGGACUCGAAAAAUCCCUCUAUUGAAGUGGAUCUGUUUAAGCUGGGUUGCAGCCUGUGUAUUGGUGGCCAUCGUGCUACCUGAAAGACUGCUCAGAGUACAGGAAACAAAGGUUUUAAAUGCACAGAUGAAUCCCUUUGAUCUAAUGGAAAUCUCAGGCUAUAUCUGUGGCUACCUGUCAUGUAUAUUCUACCUUGGAUCUCGGUUUCCACAGCUAUAUAAGAAUUUUAAAAGAAAGUCAACAGAAGGCACCUCUUACUUGUUGUUUGCCCUGGCUAUGAUGGGGAACAGCACGUAUGGGCUGAGCCUACUUGUGAAACUACCUGGUCUGAAGGGUCCGAAGAACAUCUUCAUUCUCGAUCAUUUGGCCUGGUUGAUUGGCAGCUUCGGGGUACUUUUCCUGGACUUUUUUAUCACUGCACAGUUCAUCCUGUAUCGGAAGCACAAAUACACUGGACCAAGCUUUGUGGCCUUGAAGAAAAUCCCAGAGGUGGAACCACUCCUCUGUGAUGAAGAGGAGGCCUGAAAAAUGUUGCACAAAGUGUUUGAACUUCAGUCUUGCAUUUCAAAGUGUUUUGAACUGCAAAAAAACAUGCAAUAUUUUGACAUACACACUAAUACUGUAUUUAGUAAUAAGCUGUACAUAUAGUGGGUUGAUAUGGAAUUAAGGUUUUCGCGAAUAGCCUGUUUUUUCUGAAAGACCAGUGAAUGUUUACAGUACCUUCUUAUUAAACCAAGCCAAUUAUUAUUUUUUUUGCUUACUUGAAAUAUCAUAUAGUUAGCUUAAUUUUAUUGCAUAUACAUCUAUGUAGCAUGUAGCAAACAGUUAUAGUAAGUGGGGUUGUAGUAGGUUUCCAUCUCUCUUACAGAGCAUGGUUUUCCAUCUCUAGUUGUUCAGGAAAGCUGAGCUAGUAGUUCCAAGUUCAAUUAAGUUAUUGAGAACCGGGUGCAUCUCUUGAGGGAAAUAAGCAGGGUGCCAAGUAGAUUUUUCCAUCUUUAUUUAUUGCCAUAAUAAUUAAUUGGUUAAGCAAAACUAAACUACCUUUAUUUU